AUGUCAUCUUACUGCAAUAAAAGACGAUUUCCGACGACAGAGGCAGUAAUAAUGAACUCAAGGCCAUUAAGUAUUAUCAUGUCUAAUCUUAUUGAAGUAGUGUUGUUGCCAGUAGGGAUGUUAAAUUGCUAUACCAGUUCAGUUCAAUUUCGGCUCAAUACAGCUUUAAGAUUAAGUUUUUUUGAGAAAUUAGCUGCUAGCAAUAAUUUAGAUAUUGGGACAAACAUGGUAAUUACGACAAUUGCAACAACAUCAACUUGUAGUGAUGAAAAACUUAUGAUAAAUCUUAGCAGAUCACAAAUCGAAAAGGAGCUUGUAGGAGAUAGAAUGGUCCGAAAAAAGAAUAAGCGAAGCAAUCCCAGUUUAGCAGAAGAAAUGCCUACCGAUAGGAAGGUGUUAUAUGCGAGAACCCACAAGACAAGCUAUAAGGGACUUAGGGCGAAGUCUACAAAAGGAGGUUCACCACUCCAUAUAACGAUAGCUGUGACAGAAGGCAUUGGUUCAGGAUCUGCCCUAUUGAGCUUUAAUAGUAAUUACUUUUUGAAGGAUUAUAUCACACGAGAAGCUGAUCUCACAAA
Messenger RNA from Funneliformis caledonium, 578 nucleotides. NCBI's taxonomy places the organism in Eukaryota, Fungi, Glomeromycota, Glomeromycetes, Glomerales, Glomeraceae. The record is from the annotation of a GenBank genome assembly.